Molecule: messenger RNA, 312 nt
Organism: Iphiclides podalirius (scarce swallowtail)
Lineage: Eukaryota; Metazoa; Arthropoda; Insecta; Lepidoptera; Papilionidae
Source: the annotation of a GenBank genome assembly
AUGGAGCGUGCCAUGCUCGGCAUAACCGUACACGACCGAGUCCGGAACGAGCUCAUCAGACGUUGCACGAAAGUGGGGCUUCACACAUGUGUCCGGCCCAAGCCGAACGUUGCCGAAGAAAAGACGAACGUUGGAGCAAGUGCGUUUCGGAGUGGGGAUUGUGGGGAGUGGAGAAGUGUGGGCAGACCACCAGCCCGAUGGUCCGAUGACAUUAAGAAGACAGCCGGCACAGUCUGGAAAAGGGAAACAAAAAGUCGUGCCGAAAGGAAGAAAAUUGGAGAGGCGUAUGCCCAAGGGUGGGCGAACACACGC